Molecule: messenger RNA, 897 nt
Organism: Erigeron canadensis
Lineage: Eukaryota; Viridiplantae; Streptophyta; Magnoliopsida; Asterales; Asteraceae
Product: hevamine-A-like
Exons: 1
Coding region: 1-897 (298 amino acids)
Biological process (GO): carbohydrate metabolic process
Cellular component (GO): extracellular region
Molecular function (GO): chitinase activity
Source: RefSeq, a predicted model, not a curated record
AUGACAUUUUAUUCAGCAAAGUCUCAGGUUUUCUUGGCCUUGCUUCUAGUAUCACUAGUGGUGGGCUCUAAUGCAAGCGGGAUUUCCAUUUAUUGGGGCCAAAAUGGAAACGAAGGAACUUUAGCCGAAACCUGUGCCACAGGGAACUAUGAAUAUGUAAACAUAGCCUUUUUAUGGACAUUUGGGAACGGGCGUACACCAAAAAUGGAUUUAGCAGGCCACUGUGAUCCAUAUAGCAACGGCUGCACCAACUUAUCCACUGACAUCAACUCAUGUCAAGCAAAAGGGAUCAAAGUGAUGCUAUCUAUAGGAGGUGGGAUUGGUAGUUACUCGAUUGCAUCCAAACAAGAUGCUCAAGACGUUGCUACCUACCUGUGGGAUAACUUCUUAGGUGGAAAAUCAACUGGUAUUCGUCCACUUGGAAAUGCAUCAUUAGAUGGAAUUGACUUUGACAUAGAAUCAGGUGGAAGUCAACACUGGGAUGAUCUGGCAAGGUAUCUUUCCGCGUAUAGCAAGCAGGGUAAAAAGGUCUACUUAACUGCAGCACCACAAUGCCCGUAUCCUGAUGCAUGGUUAGGGGGUGCCCUUCAGACAGGUCUGUUUGACUAUGUUUGGGUUCAGUUUUACAAUAAUCCUCCUUGCCAGUAUUCUGCAAACAUUAGUAAUCUUGAAGGUGGUUGGAAGCAGUGGACAUCUGGCAUUCCGGUUUCAAAGAUUUUCUUGGGGCUACCAGCAGCAUCCACAGCAGCAGGGAGCGGUUUUAUACCUGUAACCGAUCUUACUUCUAAAGUACUUCCAGCAAUUAAGAGUUCUCCUAAUUAUGGAGGUGUGAUGUUAUGGUCCAAGUACUAUGAUGAUCAAACUGGAUAUAGUGCAGCCAUUAAGAACGAUGUAUAA